Messenger RNA from Setaria italica (foxtail millet), 894 nucleotides. RefSeq names its product antifreeze protein Maxi. The transcript is spliced from 2 exons. Gene Ontology annotation, biological process: root development; shoot system development. NCBI's taxonomy places the organism in Eukaryota, Viridiplantae, Streptophyta, Magnoliopsida, Poales, Poaceae. The record is from RefSeq and is a predicted model, not a curated record. The coding region runs from base 1 to 894 and encodes 297 amino acids.
AUGGCAGUGGGAUUCCGGCGGCGGCUCACCGCGCUCACCGUCCCCAAGGCGGCCUUGCUCCGGCGCACGCGCCACAAGAAGCUCUCCUACUCCCGCGUCCGCUCCAACAGCCUGCCCGGCCGCUUCCACCCGGCCGUCGCGGGCCUGCACGAGUCCGCCAACGCGCUCCUCGCCUGGACGGAGGAGCCGGCGCAGGCCAGCCCGGCGUGGAUCGGCGACGGGGCGGGCCACCUGGGCCGCCUCCUGGCGGGGCUCACCGACCUGCUUCACCACCCGCAGGCGCGGGACCCGCUCCAGCGCCGGGGCAAGCUCCUCGCCGAGGCGCACGCCGCGCUCCGCCGCCGUGACGCCGCCCGCCUCGCCGCCGCGCUCCGCGCCAGGCGCCGCUCCGACCGCGACCUCGCCCGCCUCGCCUCCACGCUACGCUGCCUCGCGCACCGCUCCCCGUCCGCCGCCGCCGCGGCGUCGGACUCCGGCGAGGCCGCGGUGGCCGAGGCCGCCGCCGCCGCCACGUGCGCCGCGGCGGCAGCGUCCGCCGCCAUCUUCGCCGGGCUCGCAUCCGCCUCCGCCUCCUCGUCCUCGCGCGCAAUGCCGUCACCGCUCGCGGUCUCCCCGGCGAAGGUGGCUGCCGUGCCGGUGUGGUGGGUGGCCGACCUCCUUCGGUGGCGCCGGCGUACGGUGGCCGUCGCCGCCAGCGAAUCCGGACCCGGCGCAAAGGAGGUGCCUUUGGAGGAGUGCUGCAGCGAGGAGGAGGAGGAGAGGCAGGCUGCCAUGGAACGCCUGCGGAGGCUGGAGGAGUGCGUCGUGGCGGCGGAAGACGGCUGCGAGCAGGUGUACCGGGCGCUUGUUAACGCGAGGGUGUCGCUGCUCAACGUGCUCACGCCGUGCUUUUGA